UUUUCAUGCCCUCUAUAUCUACCUCAACCAUGGCAGCUCUGGCCUCCUCGUCUCUCUUUCAUUGCAUUACAUUUACACCCCUCUCUCUCUCUCUCUUUCUGUCUCUGAGAUAUGGAGUUGGUAGACAUUGCUAUUCUCUGCUUCGCAGCUCUGUUUAUUCGUCUAUGGUGGCGAUACUGGUCGGCUACCGGCGGUGGAAGGAAGAACCUCCCGCCGGGACCGCCGGGGUGGCCGAUAGUGGGCAACUUAGUGCAAGUCAUCCUCCAACGCCGACCGUUCAUCUUCAUAGUGCGAGAUUUACGUCAAAAGUAUGGCCCCAUCUUCACCAUGCAUAUGGGGCAGCGAACUCUCGUUAUCGUGACCAGCUCCGAGCUCAUCCACGAAGCCUUGGUGGAGAGAGGCCCUCUCUUCGCCAGCCGGCCACCGGACUCUCCCAUCCGCCUCCUGUUUAGCGUUGGAAAGUGCGCCAUUAACUCCGCCGAGUACGGCCCGCUCUGGCGCUCUUUGCGGCGGAACUUCGUGACGGAACUGAUCAACCCCGCCAGGAUCCGGCAAUGCAGCUGGAUCCGGAAGUGGGCCAUCGAGAACCAUAUGCGGCAGCUCGAGGCCGUGGCUCGCCGCAAGGGAUCCGUCGAGGUGAUGAGCACCUGCAGGCUCACUAUCUGCAGCAUUCUCAUAUGUCUGUGUUUCGGGGCGAAAAUCUCGGAAGAUCGGAUUAAGGAAAUAGAGACGGUGCUGAAAGAUGUCAUGCUCAUGACCACACCGAAGCUGCCGGACUUCUUGCCCGUGCUCAUGCCGCUGUUCAGCCGGCAGCUGAAGGAUGCCAAGGAGCUGAGGAAGAAGCAAAUGGAAUGUCUGGUUCCUCUGUUGAGGAACAGAAAAAGGUUUCUUGAGAGUGGAGGAAAACCUGGCAGAAGCUUUUCGGAGAUGGUGAGCCCGAGUGGAGCGGCUUACAUCGACUCGCUCUUUAAACUGGUUCCACCCGGCCGGGGCGAGUUGGGCGAAGAGGAACUCGUCACGCUUUGCUCGGAGGCUAUAAACGCCGGAACGGAUACCAGCGCGACGACAGUGGAGUGGGCUUUGCUUCAUUUAGUGCUGGACCAAGAGAUUCAAGACAAGCUGUACAAAGAAAUCGUUGCUUGCGUGGGAAAAGACGGCACCGUCACCGAAGAAGACGUGGAGAAGAUGCCGUAUUUGGGAGCGGUGGUGAAGGAGACUUUCCGCCGCCACCCUCCUAGCCACUUCGUCUUGUCUCACGCUGCCACGACUGAGACGGAGCUCGGCGGCUACAAGAUUCCGGCGGACGUGAGCGUGGAGUUCUACACUGCGUGGGUGACGCAGGACCCGGGAUUGUGGGAGGACCCGGAGGAGUUCAGGCCAGAGAGGUUCCUUGACGGCGACGGCGUGGACGUCGACGUGACGGGGACGAGAGGGGUGAAGAUGGCGCCGUUCGGCGCAGGCCGGAGAAUCUGCCCGGCGAUGACUCUGGGGACGUUGCAUGUGAACUUGCUGCUUGCGAGGAUGGUGCAUGCUUUCAAGUGGGUCCCGGUUCCGGGUGCCCCGCCCGACCCGACUGAGACUUUCGCAUUCACUGUGGUGAUGAAGAACCCUCUCAAAGCGGUCAUUCUGAGUAGGUGAAGGACUUGAAGUCUGUGGACUGUGGUACUGUUUUCAUAGAUGCUUGCUCAUAAAUUAGUAAUAGCACAUAUAUAUACAUAUAUAUUGUGAGUCUAUAAUGACUACCCUAGCUAUAUAUAAUUAUUAAUUAUAUAUAUGUUUGAACUAUUAUGUCCUUCCACUGAGCUCUUGUAUGAUAUAAACUAAUGAACAUGGUGGUUUUUUAAUUUUAUUCCUUAA
Molecule: messenger RNA, 1857 nt
Organism: Diospyros lotus (date-plum)
Lineage: Eukaryota; Viridiplantae; Streptophyta; Magnoliopsida; Ericales; Ebenaceae
Product: cytochrome P450 77A2-like
Exons: 2
Coding region: 112-1638 (508 amino acids)
Cellular component (GO): membrane
Molecular function (GO): heme binding; oxidoreductase activity, acting on paired donors, with incorporation or reduction of molecular oxygen, NAD(P)H as one donor, and incorporation of one atom of oxygen; iron ion binding
Source: RefSeq, a predicted model, not a curated record